GGUAGCCGGCAUUACUAUGUACCAGUGGCAUGGAGCGUAUACGCGAAGUUUGGGCCUGUUGGAGUAUGGGUGGUGCUGUGCGACACCACGACUGUACGCCCGCGUGGUCAAUAGCCUCGUGUUCUCCACUCGUUGGACUAUGUACGCACGGUUGCCCAUGACAUAUAUCGCUAUGCCGGAGGUGACAUCAACCAUGAAGUCAACGCGAAGUCCCCCCUCGGUGCAAAAAACCGUGGUGCGUGCUCCAUGAGCGGGGGUAUAAAAGAAGCCAUCUCUGAGGUCGAUCGAGCAACUACACAUCCUCGAUCGACUCGAGCACCCACAACUGUCACGAACAUCACGACUUACGACCACACAAACUAUUGAUACAUCAUGGGCGUCCUCAUUUCCAUAUUGGUGGGCACCGUCAACGCCAUCGUCGCUGUUGUUGUCGGCAUCAUCGAGCUCGUCUUCGGCGGCAUCGCCUGGUUGGUGACAGGCAUCCUCUGCUGCGGAUUCUGCAGCCCAACCGCUGGCACAGGAAUAGGGACAACUGGAGGGGCGGGAGCAGGAUACGGGACGGGAACAGGCACGAGUAGACGGUCGGGCCUGUUUGGAGGCCUUGGGCGUAGAAGGGGUGUAGCAGGUGGCUCAGGCGGGGGACUUGGCGCAGGGACUGGCGGCAUGACUGGAGGCGGCGGCAUGGGAGGUGGAGGCAUGACUGGAGGCGGCGGCAUUGGAGGUGGAGGCAUGACCGGAGGUGGUAUGGGCACCGGCAUGGGUACUGGUGCUGGUGUAGGUCCUACGACUGGCGGCCUGGGGUCGACCUACUAAGACAGUCUGAGU
Molecule: messenger RNA, 825 nt
Organism: Rhodofomes roseus
Lineage: Eukaryota; Fungi; Basidiomycota; Agaricomycetes; Polyporales; Fomitopsidaceae
Exons: 3
Coding region: 373-813 (146 amino acids)
Source: RefSeq, a predicted model, not a curated record